CCUGCAGGAGCUGAUCUGCUGCUUCAUGGCUCGACGUGUCGGGAUGAUGGUGGUGGGGGGUCCGUGUUUCACUUCACAUUACACCGCUGCAGCGCCUGGUUCUGUUCUGGCGCCAUGACUUCAGUCCUGGCUCUCAGUGGACGGUGAGAGCGUGUGUUCAGCACCACGGACAGCGCCAUGACGCGGCUGCGCAGGAAGGCUCUGGUCGCUCUCUUCCUCUUCGCCCUCUUCAUUUUCGGAACCAUGAUGGGCCUCAGGACGCUGAAACCCAGCGACGGCUUCUCGGACCUGGCGCCCGGAAUGGACCUGACGGGGGAGAGGUCGGAGAGGAGCCGUCAGGAGGAGGGGAAAGGCUCGCUGGCGUCUCCGGGCCUGUUCCAGGCUGCGAGCGACACCAAGGUGGUCCUGAGCAGAUCCGACAGGGAGCACAGCAUAUUCUAUGACGUGCACAUCUUCUACUACUUGUGGUACGGCUCUCCCAACGUGGACACGAAGUAUAUCCACUGGGACCACCCAAUGGUGCCGCACUGGGACCCAAAGAUCGCAGCCGAGCACGCGCAAGGGAAGCACGCGCCUCCCGAGGACCUGGCGUCCAGUUUCUACCCUGAACUGGGACCCUACAGCUCCAGGGACCCAAAGGUGCUGGAGUCUCACAUGGCGCAGAUGGAAGCAGCUGCUGCAGGGGUGUUGGUGUUGUCAUGGUACCCUCCAGGGGUGGCAGACGAACACGGGGAGCCCACUGACGACCUGGUUCCCACUGUCCUGGAUGCCGCCCAGAAGCACAGCAUCAAGGUGGCCUUCCACUUCCAGCCGUACAAGGGAUGGUCUGAUCGGAGCAUGCAUGACAACAUCAGAUAUAUUAUUGAUAAAUAUGGAAACCACGAUGCCUUUUACAGAUUCAGGAAAAGCACAGGGCAAGUCCUGCCCAUGUUUUACAUCUAUGACUCCUACCUUACACCACCUGAAUCCUGGGCAGAACUCCUGACAGCUAAAGGCUCCCAAAGCAUCAGAGGCACGCUUUAUGAUGGGAUUUUUGUUGCCCUCAUUGUCGAGGAGCGCCACAAACAUGACAUCCUGGCAAGUGGAUUUGAUGGGAUUUACACCUACUUUGCUUCCAAUGGCUUUUCCUUUGGUUCCUCACACCAGAACUGGAAAGCCAUCAAGACCUUCUGUGAUGCAAACAAUUUGCUGUUUAUCCCCAGCGUCGGACCAGGAUAUGCAGACACAGCAGUGCGUCCAUGGAAUAGCCACAACACCCGAAACCGAGUCAACGGACGUUACUACGAGACAUCCCUGCAGGCAGCUCUGGCUGUCAGACCAGAGAUUGUCACCAUUACUUCCUUCAACCAGUGGCAUGAAGGCACUCAGAUCGAGAGGGCUAUACCCAAGAAAACUCUGACUCGUUUGUACAUGGACUACAAGCCAAAUGACCCAGACCACUAUUUGCAGCUCACACGCCAAUGGGCUGAGAACUUCAACAAGGAGAAAGAUAAGUGGCUAUUGUGAACGUGUCUCCAGCUGCUGGUAGAUGCUCUGAGCAGAACCAGGAAGUACGUUAAGGCC
Messenger RNA from Nematolebias whitei (Rio pearlfish), 1563 nucleotides. It is a transcript of the gene maneal, whose product is annotated as mannosidase endo-alpha like. The coding region runs from base 178 to 1506 and encodes 442 amino acids. Gene Ontology annotation, molecular function: alpha-mannosidase activity. The record is from RefSeq and is a predicted model, not a curated record. Gene Ontology annotation, cellular component: Golgi apparatus. The transcript has 4 exons. Lineage: Eukaryota; Metazoa; Chordata; Actinopteri; Cyprinodontiformes; Rivulidae.